Molecule: messenger RNA, 1448 nt
Organism: Megalobrama amblycephala (Wuchang bream)
Lineage: Eukaryota; Metazoa; Chordata; Actinopteri; Cypriniformes; Xenocyprididae
Gene: isy1
Product: ISY1 splicing factor homolog
Exons: 11
Coding region: 94-948 (284 amino acids)
Biological process (GO): mRNA 3'-splice site recognition; generation of catalytic spliceosome for second transesterification step
Cellular component (GO): catalytic step 2 spliceosome; Prp19 complex; post-mRNA release spliceosomal complex
Source: RefSeq, a predicted model, not a curated record
CCGGAAGUUGUCCAGUGUAGCAACACGUCAUAUUCGUGCGUCGUGCGCGCUCACCGUUGAGUUCACGCAGGAUUGAACAUCUGAACCACAAACAUGGCUCGAAAUGCAGAAAAGGCCAUGACGGCGUUGGCCAGGUUUCGUCAGGCUCAGCUCGAGGAGGGAAAGGUGAAGGAGAGAAGACCCUUCCUCGCCUCCGAGUGUAAUGAGUUACCCAAAGCCGAGAAGUGGAGGAGACAGAUCAUCAGUGAGAUUUCCAAGAAGGUCGCCCAGAUUCAAAAUGCUGGUCUGGGUGAAUUUAAGAUUCGGGAUCUGAACGAUGAAAUCAACAAACUGCUCCGAGAGAAAGGACACUGGGAAGUGCGGAUCAAGGAGCUCGGAGGGCCGGACUAUCGGAGAGUGGGGCCAAAGAUGCUGGACCAUGAGGGUAAAGAGGUGCCAGGAAACAGAGGAUACAAGUAUUUCGGUGCCGCAAAAGACUUACCUGGAGUCAGAGAGCUGUUUGAAACUGAGCCUGUACCGCCACCCAGAAAAACACGAGCUGAGCUGAUGAAGGACGUUGAUGCUGAGUAUUAUGGAUAUAGAGAUGAAGACGAUGGUGUUUUAGUGCCUUUGGAACAGGAAUAUGAGAAACAAGUCAUAGCAGAUGCUGUUGAGAAAUGGAAAGCAGACAAAGAGGCUCGAUUAGCUGCUGGUGUAGGUGUGAAAGACCUGGAAGAGGAGGAGGAACACAUUUACGCUGUCAGAGAUGAAGAGUCUGAUGAUGAAGCGGGAGAGCAGAUGGAGGGAGAAGAUGGUGCGCAGUCAUUUUUCGCUCAUGUUCCUGUUCCCUCGCAGAAAGAGAUUGAGGAAGCCCUGGUCAGACGGAAGAAGAUGGAGCUGCUGCAGAAAUACGCCAGUGAGAGUUUGAUGGCGCAAAGCGAAGAGGCCAAAACGUUACUUGGAUUAUAGAGGGAUCAGCUGGGUUGAAACGGGUUCAUGAACAAUCUUCAGCGGUCACGCAUCUUAAUGUGAGCGUUGAGUCCAGAGCGGUGUCAUUAGAUGAUAACUGACACUGACCAUUAUUUGAUCACAUCUGCUUUAUAUGAAACAGAUGUGCUUGAAGAUGCUUAAGUUUUGGUUAUGGAUCUUAUAAAUGUCACAUGUGCUUGUCCGGCUUGACUUGGUCAGUAUGAUGCAUAUGAACUGCACAGUUAAUCUCAUUUAAGCUGUCCGUUUUAUUUGUCAUUCGGACCGUACUUUAGACAAUAUUGUUGUUAUUGGGUGUAAUUAUACAGUAACUGUCUCACACUGAUCAUGUCAAAUUAUGUUUUACAUGCAAGUAUAAACUGUAGGGCUUUCUUUCAAAUGACUGUUCAUUCGUCCUUCAUUUGUUCCACCUGUAAAAGCACAAAAAUCUCUGUAAAUAUUUUGUAUGCCUUCUUGGACUAGUAAACUGCUUUUUUACAAAA